Toxotes jaculatrix (banded archerfish) is the source of this 2638-nucleotide messenger RNA. RefSeq names its product THAP domain containing 12a (gene thap12a). Bases 72 to 2228 code for a protein of 718 amino acids. NCBI's taxonomy places the organism in Eukaryota, Metazoa, Chordata, Actinopteri, Toxotidae. The transcript is spliced from 5 exons. The record is from RefSeq and is a predicted model, not a curated record.
AGCUAGGUGUUAGCAGUUGGCCGUCCUCAAGGAUCUCACAGCAAAACACAGGUGUAUGAUACAAACUUACAAUGCAGAAUCACUGUGUUGUGCCGAACUGCACUAGUGGCAAAUCCGACCCUCAGCCACUCUUCAGGUUUCCUCAUGAUCCAGAAAGGUCCAAGAAGUGGGUUGAAAAAUGCCAGAGGAAAGACCUUGUAGACAAAUCACCAGACCAGCUGCACAGAUAUUACAGAAUGUGUGGAAAGCAUUUCGAAACAUCUUCGAUCGACAGUGAUGCUCAGAGUACAGUGCUGAAGGAUGAUGCCGUACCAACUAUCUUUGACAUGCCAGGCCAGCCUCAGAAUGGACAAGUGAAGCGCAGUAAAGAGAUGACCAAAGAUGAUGAAACAGAGAGCAGGGGGCGGAAAAAAAUCAAGAAAUCUCAAGCAGACAUAACUAAGGAAGAUGUCCAGACAGUUCCAGAGGAAGAGGAAUGCAAAGAGUAUUUCAAGUCAUUGUUUGAAGUUCUUGUACUGCUGGGAGAGCAAAGCAUUCCUCCCACAGGGCCUGGUGACAGGAACCAGGAUGGUCUUGGGUCAAGCAACUUUCAGGCAUUGUUAGAAUAUCGCAUGAAUUGUGGAGAUGAAGUCCUAAAGAAGAGGUACGAUGUGAAUAAGGAGUGCUGCUCCUCAGCUCAGCUCAGUCAGUUGAUUGAGGUUUGUGAGAAGUACAUCCGCAGUAAGCUGGUGGAGGAAGUUAAACAAAAUGGCUUUUUCUCAUUACUUACUGAUGAUUUGGUGAAGAUCUCAGGAGAAUGGUACCUCCCUGUCUUCGUCCGCUUUGUGGACCAGUCUAACUGCCAGCGGGAGAGGUUUUUUGGAUUCUUGAACUUUGAAGGUGAUGGAGAUGCUCUGGCAGAGAAACUGCUGUCUGAAAUGAGUGACGAAUGGGGCUUGGAUAUGGAACAGUGUAGAGGUCAAGCCCACUCCUGCUCUGGGACACAUUUUAGUAAAGUAAAAACAUUUUCUGCCAAGCUGCUUGAGAAGUAUCCAAAGGCAGUGCUUACACUGAGAUCUACUCGUGCACUGAACGUGUCACUGGCCAAUGGUAUGGCUCUGUCGGGGGUUCAGCUUGUCAUGUCUACCUUUAAGAAGAUUGAGUCAUUCUUCGGUCAGUCCCAUUUACUGCAGUUGGAGAUGGAACAUGCUAUUUCAAUUUUCUACUCAGACAAAGAGGAGAAAGCCAGUGAACUGAAACAGAUCUGUCAUACUAGCUGGACCAGACGACAUGAUGCGUUUGAGGUGGCAGUGGAAAUCCUGGAGGCCCUACUGCUCUGUGUGGACAGUGUGCAUGACAACGAAGACAUGAGGUGGAACGAUCAAAUCACACACAAUGCCUUAGAGAUUUCAAAAGCACUAGCUGAUUUUGAGUUCAUCAUGGCGUUGGUCGUGCUGAAAAACGCAAUGACACUUACUCGAGCAUUUGGGAAGAACGUGCAAGGGAACGCACUGGAUGCUCAUUUUGCUGCAAACAGUUUAAAAGCUGUAAUGCACUCCCUGAAGGAAGUGUCUGACAACAUUGAUGUGUAUCAUGAGUUCUGGACAGACGAGGCUGUUAAUCUAGCUGCUGCGAUGGAGAUCCCGGUUAAGGUUCCUCGGUCGUUCUUGAGAAGGCAUCAGUCAGAAUGUGGAACCAUUCGGCCAGAGAAUUACUACAAGGACCACCUGUCUGUUCCUGUGGUGAACCACAUCAUCAAAGAAAUGAAUGAACUCUUCUGUGAGGACCACCUGAAGACUCUGAAGUGUCUGUCACUGGUCCCUGCCGUCACAGAGCAACAUAAGUCCACUGAACCUGAAGAGGAGUGCAUACAGGUGUUCAAAAAUUACAUCCCCAAUGCAGGAACCCUCUCUGCUGAGCUGCACUGUUGGUGGGUCAAAUGGAGCAAAAAAGGCAAAGGUGAAACUUUGCCCUCCAACCUCCAUGAAACACUGCACCUGGCUGAUGUGAAGUUCUUCCCAAACAUGCUUGCAGUCCUGAGGCUGAUCGGCAUCCUGCCUACCUUGGCUCUGGAGGACAGCUGCAAUGUGGCUUAUAAGCGCUUCAAGAUGUACAUGGAGAACACGCCUGACAAAUUCAAGUCAAAAAGUCUCGCUCUUUUGAACAUGAACUAUGAUGUUGGGUAUGAUCUGGAUUCAAUGGUUGAGGUCUACAUGAACACACACCCUGACAGCGGGGAGGUGAUGUGAGUCAAGUCAGUUGUGAUGUGGUAAUGAAACUUCUAAACAGAUUAUUCACAUCUUUGUUAAUGAGUGAUGUGCAGAUUGUGUAAUCUUAAUUUUGAGAUAAAGUUUUGUUUUGUUUUUUUUGUGAUAAAAAUGUAGAAUGCAGAACAUCUGGACAGCAAAGUGUCAUACCAGACAUCAUUAAUACUCUUAGAAGUGUGUGUGUGUGACCCAUGGAUCUGCUGACAUUUAAGGGGAUCAGCCAUAAAACCCUCCCUGAACAUGUAAAUAAACAGAUAGGCUCUUUGGUUAACCACCAAAUUAACCACCAUGUGUUGAGAUCUGUUUGUUUUCAGGUGCAUGAUGAGUUGGAAAUAAGGACAACGUAACCUGAGGCUUAAAGUUUCCUCCUGUAAAUAAAAGACCUUUCAUUU